CAAAAGCAUAUGACAACAUUUGACAGACAACUCCGUUGCUGCAUCUUCCUUCUUCACUUUCCACUGUCCUUUCUCUCUCUCUCUGCUCAUUCAAAGUUUACAACACUCUCACCAUUGCAACCUAAAGCUUCAACUUCAACCCCAUAGAUAAACGUACUUGCUUGCUUAAGCAUAGAGAAACACACAAAUCAAGAACAUUAUGUAAAGAUUGCGUUUUUGCUUCAUCAACUACAACCCAUUUAUCAAAUAUGGAUUAUGAGAGGAUUCAAAAGCCACAGGGUGGUGGAGGAUUUUCACCUGGAAAAUUGAGAAGCAUGCUGUUAGGUGUGGAGAAGAAGAGGAAACAAGAGGAAGAGCUGGAUUCUAAUUUCACCUUAAGAUCUCAACAUUCAGACAUGGAUGAAUCUGGUGGCAGCGGUUCUGAUCAUUGUAAAGAUGUAGAUGUUGUGAGUGUCCAUCCUGAAUAUUCAUCUUCUACCGAUCGAACUUGUAGUGUAGAAGAAGAUAGCGGUGAUCGUAUGGCGAAGGCUAAUGCAGGAUCAGUGGCUUCAAGGAAUAGAAUUCUAGAAGAUCCUUCUUUAGAUUACGAUAGCGGGUAUGAUAAUAUGAUGAUGUCCCCAUCAAUGUUUGAAUUUCAAAAGGCCGAGCGUGCCCCACCGAGAGUACCUGUGGGGCCAUUCUCAAAACCAGCACCAUCUAAAUGGGACGACGCGCAGAAGUGGAUAGCAAGUCCGACGUCAAACAGGCCAAAGACUGCACAGAGUCAAGGGCAAGGUGGGCAUGCAGUUCCUCGAAAGGUUGCAGGUCUUGGAAGCCGACAACCUUCGAUGAAAGUUGUCGUUGAAGUUCCAGAUCAAAGAGAAAUUGGUUUAGAUGAACCGGAUACAAAGCAAAUCGAUGCAAAUCAAACUAAGAUGGAAAGUGGAGGACAAAAGUUUGUGAAUUGGGAAGACGACCCCUAUGCAAUUGCAAAUGCUUAUGCGGUUAGUCUCAGCCAGCAUAAUUCAUCGAUUGCGGCCCAAAGUGCAACGACAUUUGUUCCUCCUCCUUCAACAGCUCGAUCUGUAUCAAUGAGAGAUAUGGGAACAGAAAUGACACCUAUUGCUAGUCAGGAGCCAUCAAGAACAGGUACACCAGUAGGGGCAACAACACCAAUGCUCAGCCCUAAUUCUUCCCGGCCUUCUACGCCCACCAGAGCCGCCCCAUCAUCGACUUUAAUUAAUGACAAUCUGAAUCUUAACAAGAAUGAAUUGUCUGAAAAGGAGCUACAAAUGAAAACUAGGCGGGAAAUAAUGGUCCUUGGGACGCAACUAGGUAAAAUGAACAUUGCUGCUUGGGCUAGCAAAGAAGAAGAGGACAAGGAUGCAUCCACUUCACUGAAAACAAAAAAUACCGAACAACCAAUGAAGAAUAUCGUUGAAGCUCGUGCAGCAGCAUGGGAGGAGGCCGAGAAGGCCAAAUAUAUGGCCAGAUUUAGGCGCGAGGAGAUGAAAAUUCAGGCAUGGGAGAAUCAUCAGAAAGCGAAAACGGAAGCCAAGAUGAGAAAAAUUGAGGUAGAGGUUGAAAGAAUAAGGGGCAAGUCACAUGACAUGCUGAUGAACAAAUUAGCAGCUGCAAGGCACAGAGCGGAGGAAAAGCGAGCAGCAGCAGAAGCAGAUAGAAACCAUCAAGCUGCUAAAACUGAGAAGCAAGCAGACUAUAUCAGAAGAACUGGUCAUGUACCUUCAUAUUUUUCAUUUUCUUUCUGCACUUGGUGCUCUUAAUGAGAACCAACCAUUCCUUCUUUCUUGUUGAUGUUUUGUUUUUAUAUAGGUGUUCAUUUUCUAUGUACAAGCAUGUUAAGUAUAUGCUUGUUGUAUUUUCCUCAUGCUCUAAAAUGAUACAUUUUCUGCAUAAGAAAUUAUCAGUUGGAAAAGUUGCUAUU
Vicia villosa (hairy vetch) is the source of this 1924-nucleotide messenger RNA. RefSeq lists its product as uncharacterized. The transcript is spliced from 6 exons. The record is from RefSeq and is a predicted model, not a curated record. Bases 249 to 1763 code for a protein of 504 amino acids. Lineage: Eukaryota; Viridiplantae; Streptophyta; Magnoliopsida; Fabales; Fabaceae.